This is a messenger RNA of Polyodon spathula (Mississippi paddlefish), 399 nucleotides long. Its product is annotated as stAR-related lipid transfer protein 4-like. Gene Ontology annotation, cellular component: cytosol; endoplasmic reticulum. Gene Ontology annotation, molecular function: cholesterol transfer activity; cholesterol binding. Lineage: Eukaryota; Metazoa; Chordata; Actinopteri; Acipenseriformes; Polyodontidae. Bases 37 to 399 code for a protein of 120 amino acids. The record is from RefSeq and is a predicted model, not a curated record. Gene Ontology annotation, biological process: intracellular cholesterol transport; cholesterol transport involved in cholesterol storage; cholesterol import. The transcript is spliced from 3 exons.
CCUUACCGGCUAGACUGGGACAGUUUGAUUACCUCUAUGGACAUUGCUGAAAAGUUUGACCAGGGCUGUUGUAUGAUGCGCGACACCACAGCAGGGUGGAACAUCAUUGCACCAAGAGAGUUCAUUGACUUCUCCUGCACUGCAGAGUAUCAGGAUGGACUCCUGUCUUGUGGUGUAAGCUUCGACUAUGGUGAGGCAGGGCAGAGCUGUGUCCGCUGGUUCAAUCACCCACGUGACUGGUCCUGUGUUCCACAGAAAGACAAUGCAGACCACAGCCUCCUGACCGGCUACAUACAGACUGAUCUCCGAGAGAUGCUGCCACAGUCUGCAGUGUUCUCUGCCAUGGCCAGCACUCUGGUUAAUUUCUAUACAGACUUAAGGAAGGCGUUGAGAAUGUAG